Sporothrix brasiliensis 5110 is the source of this 2982-nucleotide messenger RNA. RefSeq names its product histone-lysine N-methyltransferase SETD2. Lineage: Eukaryota; Fungi; Ascomycota; Sordariomycetes; Ophiostomatales; Ophiostomataceae. Bases 1 to 2982 code for a protein of 993 amino acids. Gene Ontology annotation, biological process: regulation of DNA-templated transcription. Gene Ontology annotation, molecular function: protein binding; histone H3K36 methyltransferase activity. Gene Ontology annotation, cellular component: chromosome; chromatin; nucleus. The record is from RefSeq and is a predicted model, not a curated record. The transcript is spliced from 3 exons.
AUGGACGACGAUGUGCGGAUACCACACGCCUCACGCGGACCUGCUGCGAACAUGACGACCGCCGGCACAAGGACGAAUGGCACGCGAGCCCAGAAUGGCGUACGAGUGGCCGUGAAGAGCGAGGCCAGCCCUUUCCAGGGGUCCGCCACGCCCAACGGAUCAAAAGGACAGUCGGUCUCGCGCAGCCGGUCACCCGACGACGAUGUACAGCCAUCACCUAGCGACGUCUCGACUCCAGACAUGAGCGCCGCCGCAUCCCGGCCAAACCGAAAGUCGUCGGCCAAGGCGUCACGGUCUGCGACGCCGUCUUCGAGGCCGAACCGGAUGCUCUUCGACCAGCUUCCCGACGCCACAGCCGAGGCCACCAGCAAGUUUCAGGUCAUUGAGGACUGCCUGUACGGCUCAAAGAACAUGGGCUCCUCAGACAACGAUGCUUUUGACUGCGACUGCGCCGAGGAACUGCAUGACGGGCGCAACAUGUCCUGCGGCGAGGACAGCGACUGCAUCAACCGCGCGACCAAGAUGGAGUGUGUAGAAGGUGGCUGCAACUGCGGCGACCACUGCCAAAACCAGAGAUUUCAGCAGAGGCAAUAUGCAAGCGUGUCUGUCAUCAAGACCGAAAAGAAGGGCUUUGGCCUCCGCACCGACGCGGACCUGCACCAAAACGAGUUCAUCUUCGAGUAUAUCGGCGAAGUCAUCAACGAGCCCACCUUUCGCCGGCGAAUGAUCCAGUAUGACGAGGAGGGCAUCAAGCACUUUUACUUCAUGUCCCUCACAAAGAGCGAGUUUGUCGAUGCCACGCGCAAAGGCAACCUGGGUCGCUUCUGCAACCACUCGUGCAACCCCAACUGCUACGUUGAUAAGUGGGUGGUCGGCAACAAGCUGCGCAUGGGCAUUUUUGCUGGCCGGUCGAUCCGGGCGGGCGAGGAGCUCGUGUUCGACUACAACGUCGACCGCUACGGCGCCGACCCCCAGCCAUGUUACUGUGGCGAGCCCAACUGUACCGGCUUCAUCGGCGGCAAGACCCAGACCGAGCGGGCGACCAAGCUCUCCUUGGCGACCAUCGAGGCCCUCGGCAUCGACGACCCGGAUAGCUGGGACACGACCGUGGCCAAAAAGCAGCGGCGCAAGAAGCCCAACGAGGACGACGAGGAGUACGUCAGCAGCCUGCAGCAAUCGGGUCUGGCGGAGGACGGCGUCACCAAAGUCAUGGCUGCGCUCAUGCAGUGCAAGGAGAAGUGGAUUGCUGUCAAGCUUCUGGCCCGCAUCCAGGCUGCUCGCGACGACGAGCGUGUCCUCCACCGCGUGGUCCGCAUGCACGGCUACCAGAUCCUCUGUUCCAUCCUGACUCUGUUCAAGGACGACAAUAAUGUCGUCCUGCAGGUGCUCGACAUCCUGUACAUGUUCCCACGCUUGACCAAGAACAAGAUCUCCGACUCCAACAUCGAGCUUGCCAUCAGGGACCUGUCGACGUCGGAGCAUGAAGACGUGGCUGCCGAGUCGAAGCGCCUCCUGGAGGAGUGGGACAAGCUGCAGACUGCCUACCGCAUCCCACGCAAGAAGUUCGACCCGAAUGCGCCGGUCAGUGCGUUCGAGGACCGUCGCGGCCGUGAUGUGCAGAACAACGAAAGCGCAGACGACACCAACACCCCCCGCCCGCGGCCCGUCUCGCCGCUGCACGGCAUGAACAUCCCCAAGGGACCACGGAGCAACAUCCCGCAGCGGAACAGCAACUUUUUUAUUAACGGCAACAGCCAUAGCAACAACGGGACGCCACGGAACCAGCGGAAGCCGAUGAACAACAGCCAGACUGCCACACAGAACCUGCCGUCUGGCUGGUUUAGUGCGACAGACCCCAAGGGCAACGUGUACUACUACAACAAGAGCGGUGCAACUACAUGGAAGCGACCCACGGCGCCUACCGAAAUCGUAAGGGGCCUGACUAAAGCUCAGCAGGAUAUAGACGCUGUGCAGGAUAUUAUCGACCGCCUUACAAAGCAAGCGCCGCGGCCAUCCAUCACUCACACCCCGCAAGCCGCCAAAACACCCGUCCAGGAGCCGAAAAGCGAACGGUGGCGGUCUCUACCCAUCGAAAAGCAGCAGAAAAUCUACGAAAAUACUCUUCAUCCCCAUAUCAAAUCUGUCACCGAUCGGUACCGCAACCGACUACCCAGAGAAGAGAUCAAAAGGCUUGGCAAAGAUAUCAGCAAAAAGAUUGUUGCCUCGGACUACAAGAACAAUCGUGUGGAUGACCCCAACACCAUUUCACCGGCACUGGCCAAAAAAAUGAAGGUGCACGUUCACGAUUACUUUGAGCGGGCCGUCAAAAAGUACGAGGAGCACGAAAAGAAAAAGGCUGGUAAGGCCGACCGCCAAGACGAUGGCGGCGGAAAGCAAGCGGCGGCCGCUGUGUUUUCUGCGUCUGGCGACGCAGUCACGGGCAGCAAAGACACAGAGAUGGCGGCUGUGACAGACUCAUCCUCUGCCGCGGCAGCCGGCAGCAAGAACCAGAACAAGGAUGAGGAUCUCGCCGCUCUCGACGAUAUGGUGCUGAGCGACGAUGACGGGGCCAAGCCAGCCACAGAUGAUGCGACGACGCUCUCUCCCGAAACAUCGGACCGGAAACGCAAACGGGCCGACAGCGGCUUUGUUGGUGAUACAGGCAGUAGACGAGAAAACGGUGCUCCUAUUGGAGCAUCACCCAACGGCACGCCAUCCGAGACGCCGUCCAUCAAGAGGCUCAAAGACGAAGAGGCCAACGCCGGUACCCUGACACCACCCACGCCGCCACCGCCGCCACCUCCACCCGCCGAAGACGAGGAUGAGCAACUUGCAGCAGCUCGGCGGCAGCGGGAAGAGGAAGAGGAGGCACUGCGGCGUGAGAACGAGGACGCCAUGCGCGACUUUGAAGAGCAGACAAAACAAAAUGGCCCUGCCGGACAAGUAUCACCGGUUGCCGUGAGUGGCGCAGGCGGACAGUAA